This is a messenger RNA of Nerophis lumbriciformis (worm pipefish), 681 nucleotides long. The record is from RefSeq and is a predicted model, not a curated record. Lineage: Eukaryota; Metazoa; Chordata; Actinopteri; Syngnathiformes; Syngnathidae.
AUGCAUCGUUGGCAAGACCCGGAUGGGCUAAUUGCCGGAAAAGACCUGCAGGCGGGCGGCACCUGGCUCGGCGUGAACAGUCGCGGUCAGUUCGCUGCGAUAACAAACUUUCGUACCGCCAGUGCAGCGCAGGAAGGUGCGCUGAGCAGAGGUAAGCUUGUCGUUGAUGCGUUAUCGCAACCGGCUUUGACUCCUAAGGACAGCCCCAGCCCGUUUGACCUGCAUCUGGAUCAGGAGCAUCAUCGUUACAAUCCAUUUAACCUGGUAUUUGGCGACAUAUCUUUGCUGCAGGCAUGGGACUACCGCAGCGGCGCCCGGCGCCCGCUGGCGCGCGGAUUUCACAGCGUUAGCAACGGCCCAAUUGAUGAGCCAUGGCCGAAGAUGUCACAGGGCGUCGCGCAAAUUGCCAAAAUCAUUUCACACCAGGAUGACCUCGACCUGAGAAUGCUUACAAUAACAAUGCGGGAUCAGACAAGGGCUCCGCUAUCGCAGCUCCCUCAAAUCGGCGUCACCGCUGAAAAGGAGAGAGCACUUUCGUCAAUAUUUAUCGAAGGGCAGGUUUAUGGCACACGGACCACAACUAUUCUGUUGUUUGAGCCUGAGGAAAUAUCGAUCCUUGAAACUAACUACAACGUUGACACGACGGUGGCUUCGACUCUAAAUGAUACGGUAAAACUUUGA